CGCGACGACCAUCCAAGUCACCCACAUACAUGGAAGCGAUGCUCACCUGUUCCCAGCUUUUUUUCAAGAAGAGUAUUAUAGUUUAGGGUAGCUUAGAUAAUUGUUUACGUAUGAUAUGUAUAAGAUAUAGUUACAGGAACGGUAAUUGUUGGCGAUUUGAAUGUGAGGCUGUGUUAACACGGUGUGAGAGGAUGAUGGUGACUUGGUCUGGGUCUGCACCUGUCGCUCCAAGGAAACUCAAGACUACUUUACGUAUCUUAUUGUAACUGAAAGAUGACAAUGAAGACAAGAAGCAUCAGUUAUCAUAGCUAGACGCUCGUGCUGCGUCAGGAAGUUAACAGUUUCCCUGUCACACUCGCCUCGUGUUAAAUACAAGAGGGACAGGAGAGUCGCUGGUGGCUGCGUCAUCUGACUUACACGGCACCGACUAUAUAUAUCCAUCAUGGCUACCGAGGACGAGGUAACCUUAUUGUUUGAGCGACAUUCUGUGGUGCAGGUGCAAGAUAUUUUAAGAAAUACGCGUGGUAAUAUUGAGUGCAAAAAGGAAGAUUUGCGAGUUAUGGUGGGAGAGAGAUACAGGGAUUUAAUAGAAGCAGCAGACACCAUUGCUGAAAUGCGUGAUAGUGCUGAAGCUAUCUGUGAUAAUAUCAAGACUAUGGAAGGUCUCUGCGAGAGCCUUCAGCAACGGGGUCUUAUUGGAUUUAAGACACAGAGCCAACAAAAUAAUGGACUGGACAGGUAUUCAACAUCUGGCUCACAUUAUUCUGUAGCAGUACAGGUGAAGUUGCUGGUGAGAGUUCCAGAGGUAUUGUGGGAUCUCACAGAACACUCGCAAUAUUUGCCUGCAACCCAGCUACUGCUUUUGGCUCACAACACUCACACAGCAUUGCAGUUGUCUCCCACUGCUGAUAAGGUCUUUACCUGGUUUCCAGUUAUUGAACGUCAGUGGGCUAGCAUUACACAAUUCCGGAGCACAAUUGUUCGUGGCUGUUCAAAUCUUAUUAGCUCUGAGGCUGAUAAUGUUCAAGCUGUAUUAGAUGCAGUGGUGUCAGUCAUGCUCGUUGAAAGCUGUAGCUCUGCUGAGGCGCUCUCCCGGGUCCUCCACCUACGGCACGCUGCACUUAUGGCGGCACUAGCACCCAGACCAUCAGCCACUGCUAAAUCCCAAAUUACUCAAUUUACCACCUUAUUUAUAGCUUCCCUGAAUAUUGUUCAUGCUGUAUUUGUGGAAGGAGAAGAUGGGAAGAGUCUGCUUGAGAAGCGGUUGAAGGAAGUAGUCCAGGGGGAGGGUGAUGGAGGCUCCCCCAUCUCCCUCUUGCAAGAAUCCUCACUCACUUUGUCAUACCUUCCACAAUCCACCAGACACUUUAGACCCACAAUCCACGGCAACACAAAACCUCUUGGGAACGAGUUUGUUAAACGGCAGGUCACCAGCUGGUUGAACAAGGUGCUAUAUGAAGCCUCAAAAACUUUAGCAACAUUGCUUUCAUUUACCACAAGUAUCAAGGCACUGGCACUGAUCAGGUCCAGUGUGUGGGAGAUCUGUCAAGCCAGAUUAGAGAGAGAACAAUGGGACAAGAUCACUGAUGUUCUAUAUGGGGCACAGUUUGACCCAUGGGACUCAGUUGUUCAAGGCCAGGUGGCAGAAAGGGCCCGACAAGUUGUCGCAUCCCAGCUGACAGCAUCCAAGGAGGCAAUUGUUCAGAAGGUGUCUAGGCUGAUAAAAGAUAUUGCAUCUGAUCCCAAAAUAUGCUUAGAAGAAGGUGACAUUAGUAACUUUGUGUGGAGCGAGUCAGCUGGGGAUUUGCCCGAGCAAGUGGGAUGGACCUCGGCUGCUGCACGCUCUGUAUCUCAGUCAGGAGGCUUGUACUACAAAACACGAGGCUACACAAGUCGAUUACAAACUGUGUGUCGAGAACUCAACUCGAGGUUGACAGCUUUGCUUCAGGAUGUUGGACAUUUCAAUUAUGAAUUAGAGAAAGGAGACUAUCUUAGUGUUAACGACAAAAAUAGCUCAAGAGAAAGGGAAAAACACAGUGCCAUGGAAGAUUACAGCUCAUUGCUCAGUUUCCUGCAGGAUGCCAGUUGUGAAACAUUUGUUCUGCUUGUAAAGGAACUGGAAGACCUAGCGCAUCGUGAUGUCUCUGUUCAAAUACCCCAAGUCACUGAAGGCUGGGAUGAUGAUGUGUCUGGUCUGGCUCCAGCUGUGCCCCUAACCAUUACUGCAGUAGUGGGCCGCAUCUGUCAAGCGCUUCCCAAUAUUUGUACCCAGAUGCAGAUUUGUGCCUCAGCAUCUAAUCUGGUGAAUCCAGAUGUUGCAAGGCGUGUUUCAUUGGGAUCAAAAAUAGAGUCCGAAUCUUGGAUGAAGGUUCGUUUAGAACUUCAAGAGACCGGUGGCCGUCUGUUUGGCCGUUUCCUUAAAUCACUAACAUCUACUCUUUACACGGAGUUAAAGAUGUACCUCACAUCAGAACUUUCAUCAGGAGGAGUAGCCGCUUCCAUCAAAGCUUUUCCGUCAUGGGAGAUGGUACAAAUUGAAGAGGAAGGUGAAGGUGGCAAUGUUGUGAAAUCUUCCAUCCAUGUGCCUGCCCAUCCAACCCCAGCCCUCACGCAGGCUCUUGCCCGUCUUUGUUCGUCAGUCAACUCUGUGGGAGCUCAUACAAUUACCAGAAAUGCUCAGAGUGAAUUAGCCUCAAGUGCUUGUGAAGCUGUAACCUCUGCUUAUGAAAGCUCACUCCUUGACCAGGAACAGAUAAAUCAAACUUUGGCACUACAGCUCAUCUUUGAUUUGAGAUUUGUUCAGAUUAUUCUUCUGCCACGUGAUAAUAAGGAGGUGGGAGCUCAUCUGACUGCCAUGGUUCAGGAACUUGAGAAGAAAGUUGAUCCAUUUGAUCUUGAUGUGUUUGCACCUCAUGUUUCCACCAGAGUGAAGCUGUCUGCACAUAGAUUACAGGUGGUUCUGGGAGCAGUGUUGUCACGGGAUCGCCAGAUUACACCAAGUCGCCUUCCAGCUUCAUCAGCAUCCGGUGGAUCAAGCAACAAUGCCCUUCCAAUUGUCUUGCCUGUAGAAAUUCCGAGAUUUUCCAAUGUACCACUUCCUAUUCCUUCCUCAAGACCUUCUAUUCCGACCUCCAUCUCUAGCCCAUCUUUAUCACUGGCUGAGAACAUUGGUGAUGCAACUCCAUCAAAACAAGGCUCUUUGAAAACCUCACAUGCUCAGAGUAGCCCAUUGACAUCACGAAGAGAGACGUCAUCAGCAGCACUCUCAGCUUCCCGUAGUGCUGCCUCACUCUUCUCGGCAAUGAGCUCAUCUUGGUUUGGCUCAUCUUCAUCUUCAUCGACAUAACUGUGCCUACCAAACCAGUUUGAGGGUAUUUUAUUUUACAGAUAUUCAUCCAAAAUCUGAAAGUUUAUGGGACAAGAAAGGCAAGUAAGAUCUUGAAAACAUAUUUCCUGCAAUUCAAUUUCUUUUCACUGUAAUUUAAUGUACAUAUAUACAUACAUACAGUAUAUACUGUACUGUAUUGGCACUUGUGUAUAAUAAAUUGUCAGUGACAAUAAAAAUGCAUGAUUUUUUAAUAUUAUAUAAAUGUAAAUUACAUGACUAUAAUAGUCACAUGUUUUCUGGACCAAACCUGGAUGAAUUAUCUGUUGUGUCCGGAAAAGUGGUUCGCCAUUCUGGAAAACUCAAGAAAUUUUGUUUACAAUUAUCUUUAUUUUACUCACCAGUAUGAAAAGCUAUGAUCCACUUAAAAAAAUUAAGAAUAUUGUUGAAGCUCCUGAGCCAUCCACUAGUAUACAAUGCUCAGAAAUUUUCAGUAAUGUGAAAAUCCCUGGCUUUUUCAUGAGCAGACAGCUUUCCACAAGCUUUUUCAUCUCAAGCUUCUGCCUGUAACACUCCCAUACUGUAUUUUAGCUUUGCCUGUUGCCUUUCUAUUAUAUAUUGAUUUAUCACUUUCACUUCAAGAAAAAAUAGUCAAAAUCUUGGUCACUUGGGUCUCAGUGCACAUAACACAUUUUGGGAUGCCACACACACUAGCUUCUUUACUCAUUGUGUUUUCUUCUCAAAAGUCGUAUUUAAUUGCUUUCUCAUAGGUUUCCCGCUUGUAGAAACCAUCACCAACAAAUUACUUUACCAGCAUUUGUAACUGACAUGGUGCACAGAUGUUCAUUGAUUUUGCCAAUACUAGUACUGUACAGUUUAUCCAGGAAAAUUAUUGAAAGAACACUCCAGUACUGUACCACAAGCAAGUGAAAAGAUAGGACACCAAAACCAUCAGUGGUUUCAAGGCAUCAUAUGACAGUACUGUACUGUCAGUUAAUUACACUCAGGACGACAGCUAUAAUCAUGGUGUCCUGUCUUCCUAUAAUAAUUUGAAUUAUUAUUUAAAUUAUUACUGGGAAGACAGGACACCAUGAUUAUAGCUGUCGUUUUGAGUGUAAUUAACACCUAGUUACACUUGGGUAAUUACAAGUCAAAACAAAUGUUGUGAAGCCUCACUGCACAUUUUAUUUGGACUGCUUGCUAAACAACUUUAUUCAGUCUCAAAAAUUAGAAAUUGGCAAAUCUGGAUUAGUUGUGUUUGAUGAGCACAUGGCUGACUUUGUACGGAAAUGUUAUGCCUUUAUAUUCUGUAAUCCAUUAGUAAAUUUGAUACUAUUUUCACAUAUUUCCAGUUUUAACUAUGGUAAGUAUUUUGUUUAAGGAACUACUUUAGGACUAUGAUAUGCAAGUUUAAUAUGAGAUAUUUUAAUUCAAAAUUAAAUAUUAAUGAAGUAAUGGGCAUUUAAGUCUUCCAGCUGAAUUUUGUUACAUUGUAGUUAGUACUUUUUUUUUUCCUUAAAAAUGCUGACUAUGAAAUAUAUAAUUUUAUUCAUCAGAUUUUUAUUCAUCAAAGAUUAAUUUCCUUACUGGUUCUCUUGCAAAAAAUUUAUUGAAAGCAGUAUCUUAUUAAAUAAUAAAACUUGUUUGGCUGGACAAUAAUGCAACUGUAUUAACUAAAUACAGUGAACAAUUAUUUUUAAAGAUGGGCAAGUCCCUUUACUUUGACAGUUAUAAAGAACAAUAACAAACUUCAUGUUCUCUGCAUCUUUGCCAAAUUUAUGGUUAAGUCUUGAUAUUGUCAUUAGGGUAUUUUGCACAAGUUACAUGGUGGUGGUGUCAACAUUAACGUGUUUAAAUAUGUUUUAUUAUGAUUACUUGGUACUGUUAACUUUUACUGUUAUUAGACUUAUCAAUAUAAAAUAAAUUUUCACGUUUUGCCAUUGCUGUUCAUACAAGAUCCUAAUGUAGAGAUAAUAUUUAAAGGUUCGUAAUAAAAAUGUAAACAAAAACUGUAUUUAAGAAUAGUAAUUUCACAAGGAAUGAAGUUUGUAUAGUGAGGUGCAUCAUUUGGAGUUGGGUUUUUCAAUAAAUAAAUAUAAGGAUAAGCAGCUACCAAGACUAUUUAUAGGAAGGGAAAUGUUGAAGAAAACAAGCUGAUCAAUAAAUGUUUUCUUAGGAAUGUAUAAACACUACAUAAAAGAAUUUUAAAA
Messenger RNA from Procambarus clarkii (red swamp crayfish), 5535 nucleotides. NCBI's taxonomy places the organism in Eukaryota, Metazoa, Arthropoda, Malacostraca, Decapoda, Cambaridae. The record is from RefSeq and is a predicted model, not a curated record.